GAAUGCCUAUAAUAACUCUUGAGAGUGAGGAGAAAAGACAAUCGGAAUCAACAUGACGAUGUUCGGCAACGGUCUCUUCAUAGUUCUCCUGGCUGUCCUUGCGCCAUCACUGGGAUGUCACCCUGGACCAGAUGAGCUCCCCGACAAGCUUCAGGACCUCUUGACUCAACUGAAAGAAGCGAAGGCUGAUUUCCAGUGUAUCUUUGAUGUCACCAAUGAACAGUGCCCAUGUCAGACUCCAGGGGAUUGCUUUGAAAGUGAUCUCGAAGCCCUCAACAGCACACUUUGCGAGCUUAUCAACGAUCUCACAGCAUUGAUCGAGGAUCAACCAAUGGAUUGCCCUCCACUGGAAGGAUGUGCCGCACUUGUUGGUGGAUGCAAUUGGGAGCACAUUGAUGUGGUUGACCCAGUUGGGACGAUCCUGCCCAGUAUAGAAACGAAUUAUAAUGUCAGCGGUUUUACAGUUUGUGGAGACAAUGAAACAUAUUACUACAUCUACUACAUCUAUUGUUCGCCUCCCACGGUGAAGGAGCUGUGCCUUCCUCUGGGGACGGAAACCGUAAAAUUGGGGCCGGAUGACAAUAGUGGAAAAUAUACCGGCAUUGCUAGCUGGGAUGAUAAGUUGUAUGUCGCCAUUGAUGAUUAUAAUGGCACGGGCGACGAUGUCCUUGUGUUUCUUUAUAAAAGCUGCGAAAACCAGGUGGAUGUUAUUGUCAAUAUUUCCUGUGACGCAGGGACAGUCAGAGUUUUUGACUGGCGAGUGUACUUUACCAAUUGCAAGGAGAUCCAGUGCGUCAACGAGACAGGUGGAGAUUUGCAGACCAAACUGAAGUUUUCAAUAGACAUUAAAUCGUUUGACGUCAUUGACGAAGAAAGGAUCGUGUUUAUUGAUGAUGCUGGUGGUGUGUGGAUCUACGACAUUUCGACCAAAUGUUUCAAGCUGCUGUACUGCAUUCCGGGCAAACCAUGCGGGGACGUCAAGGUCAACCGCUGUUCCUCUUUGAUAUACCUGGCCUACCCUGGUGUCAGCGAACUCGACAUUUUCAACUCCACAACCUGUGAGAAGGUAGGAACGCUGCCGUACACCACGUCCGAUGCCAGUGACUGUCCGUAUCUCGGAUUCGAACCAGCCUGCCCAACAGAUGACGGCGGGGAUGAGACUACUACCACAUGAAGAGACCACGUCCCCCACCACUUCUGUGCUGUGAAAAGCAAGCAAGCAAUAAAAUGUGUAGAAGGCAUUGAGUCAAAUCGGUAUUCAAUAAACCUUUUGAACACGA
Molecule: messenger RNA, 1280 nt
Organism: Haliotis rufescens (red abalone)
Lineage: Eukaryota; Metazoa; Mollusca; Gastropoda; Lepetellida; Haliotidae
Exons: 9
Coding region: 53-1174 (373 amino acids)
Source: RefSeq, a predicted model, not a curated record